Messenger RNA from Pocillopora verrucosa, 2606 nucleotides. Its product is annotated as kinectin. The record is from RefSeq and is a predicted model, not a curated record. Lineage: Eukaryota; Metazoa; Cnidaria; Anthozoa; Scleractinia; Pocilloporidae.
ACCGUGGUGUGCCUACCACCAGGCCUAAGUCUGUCAGAGUUGACGUUAUAAUUCUGAACGCGAGCUACGCGGUAAGCUGGCUGAGGAAAUCAUUUGGAUAGAGAAAGAACGCGGAGAUGAGAGAGAGAAUUGAAUCCAAGUGAAAAAUCGCUGAACGAACAGGACCAAGCAGUCUCUAUAAGUAUAAGAUGGACGGAGUAAUCGCCAACGCAGCUGUGGAAACAGCGACAAGGGCCGCAAUGGAUUUGUCUCUGUCAGGAGCAGGAUUUUCUAUUUCACUCAAGAUUGACAACCCCUGGUUAGCGGGAGCUGUAAGUCUUGGUGCAUUAUCGUUAGGUGCUUUCUACCUCGUCUGUAAGGGGCCCGCGGAGGGUGCCAUAAAAAGAGCCUUAGAAAGGACUCUAUUCGGCGAUGUGGAUCCUGAAGUUACCAAUAUCACAGAUGGACAUUCCAUCUUGGUGGAAUUGCAAUGUCACUCAGAGAUGAGUCUGUUGUUAUUUCUGGAAGACUAUGAGUCGAAAACAAUCAAGUUUAGAUUGGAAAAGGAGUUCAAAAAAAUUGGAUUUAAUGAUCAAUUAGAAGUCGUUAUUCAGAAUGAAGAAUUGGUGAACAAGGAAGCAACAGAGAUAAGAGAGAGACAUGCCACCCAGAGAAAAACGCUCUCAUUAGAAAACUGGCAUGAAAGGUAUGAAGAACUCGCAGACAUGAUCAACAAACUCUUUGAAAUGCAAGUGCAUGCUUCCCAGCAAACUGGAAGGCCCGAGAAUCCGAGAACUAGAGAACCUUUACAUCAGUUACAAGAGCUGGAGAAGGUCUUGAAGGGAUCAACAAGAGCAAACGACUUACACGAAAGUGAUAGUGAUGGAUUCCAGAAAUCUAACGUUAUAUUGGAGGAGCUGAGCAGUGUUAAGGAAACAUUAAAACGAGAAAUGACAAUCUCCAAGGGCUUGCGAAGAACCAUUGAAAAGCUUCAAGAAGAAAACAGGCGACUGGGAAAAAGUUCAGAGCCCGCAAAUGUUCAUGGAACAAAUGAUGGGAAAGAUGAAAGUCUCCAGUUAAAGAGUUUGACCAGGGAAAAGACCGAUGAGAUUAAAGCAUUAGAGAGUUAUCUCCUGGAGCUGCGUGAAAAAGUGCAUGAGCUGGAGAAAGAAAACGAAUCGUUGCAGCAAAAGUUGAAGAAAAAGGAGAAGGAACUUGGGCGAUUUCAAGGAGACGUGACAGAUGACGUCGAACCUCCAUCUCGACCCAGGACCUCUUCGGGUAUAUCUUUGGGAGCGAGCUCUGGUUACCAGUCUGAGGAAGAGCCUGACGAAUCAAGUUUAGAGAUUAUUCAAAUGCCUCAAUCUCAAGCCGUGCAGGAAGGGAAAACAUUAGUGCUGAGUUGUCGAACCCGGGGUCUACCGGAUAUUCGUUACCGUUGGGUUAAGGACGACAUUGAAAUCCCUGGGGCCAAUCGUUCGGACCUGGUGCUGAGCUCAGUUAGGAUGGAGGACUUUGGACGUUACUUUUGUCGUGUGUGGGAUAAGAGUGGAUCUGUUACUUCAGAUAUCGCUGAAGUCGAUGUAUUCCCUGCUCCUGGAAUGAGAUUUAGAAGUUUACAUGAGAUAAACAUGGAGACAAAACAAGCCAUCAUUGACCUGCUUAACAAGAAGCGCCUUCCUGGCCUGGCGUCAUGGAAGCAAGUGGCACGAAGGUAUGGAAUGAGAGAAAAGGAAAUCUCCUUUUUAGAAAGCGCAAAAAACCCAGCAGGAGCUAUGUUGGAGAGUCUGGCCUCCCUUUCGCCUAAUAUCUCUGUUUAUUUCAUCUGUAAGACCUUUAAGGAGUCUGGACUCAGACGGAUGGAUGUUGUUAACGUCUUGUCGAGGCAUGUUGUGACGCCCACGAAGUCAACUCGAUAGAGCUAACCCUAAUUUUCCUCAACCUAGUCAAGACAACUGAUUAAGGUUGUGUUUUGUCUUUCACCUUGCAUUCUAUCAUUCCACGCUCGUUCAAAGAAUAAUUCGUUGAAUGUGCAGCCCCUCCAGUUUAAUGUUUUCCUAAUUUAAUUGUAAAGGCAGACACACGAUACAGAAAAAUAGCAGCAAUUUUAUUGCCUGAUUUGGUUAAACAAAGAGUAUGUGUUGAGUAAAUAGUACGAUAGUCCUACGAAAAAUUAGAAUAAAUAUAACAAAAAGAUUCGCCUAUCAAUAGUGAUACUGAAGCUCAAAAGGCACUGGGAACGAUCAUGGAUAGUACCAUUAGCGGCCUCUGUCCCAAACCCCUUGCUGUCAUGCGAACCGAAGGUCAUGAAGGUGAAUCUCCAUGCAUUCGAAUGAUUGCAGUUUAUAUUCGAUAAAUAAUUGUAAUAAAGAAAAAAUCUACAUCAGCUUCAAAAGUUUUUGACAAUAAUUCUGUAUGUUCACUUCUUAAAUAAUUGCUAUUUCAAAAAGUAGAUCAUGUGUGCCUAUUUGUCAAUUUAUGUCAAAGUUUCUAACAUUAUUAAAUAAAUCCGGAUAACACUAUGUAAGUUUAUGGCUGAACUUGACGCAACAACGUCACACAACGUCACACGUUAAUGACCACUAAGUUGCAAGGGUAAUCUACAGAAAUUCCGAAAUUCCGCAGUU